AUGAAAAAUCUACAAAAUAAUCUUUCAGUAAAGAGCGUUCGGAAAACGGAAGACGAUAGUACUCGGCAGCUUAGCAGCAGAAGCAAAAAAGUGCAACCGGAGAAAUGCUUUUGGUUGUGCGGAACAAGCAUACGAACGAAAUCAUCAGUUGAGACGGAAGAAAAAGGGGAAAAAUAUGGCAAUGGCAAUACUAAAGGAAAGCAAAAAAAAAGGAGUCGUGGAAGAGGAAACGAAGCAGUUCCUACUUCAAAAUCACAGAUAACAUUUUCAUUCCUCACACUUGAAGAGCGUUUUACGAGAACGAUACGAGAACGAGAACAAGAACUAAACGACCCUCAAAUUCCCAUUAAUAAUGCGUCAAAUGUUAGCAAUGCUUAA
Messenger RNA from Clunio marinus, 378 nucleotides. NCBI's taxonomy places the organism in Eukaryota, Metazoa, Arthropoda, Insecta, Diptera, Chironomidae. The record is from the annotation of a GenBank genome assembly.